This is a messenger RNA of Trifolium pratense (red clover), 1154 nucleotides long. Its product is annotated as protein RER1A-like. Gene Ontology annotation, cellular component: Golgi membrane. Bases 213 to 815 code for a protein of 200 amino acids. The record is from RefSeq and is a predicted model, not a curated record. Gene Ontology annotation, biological process: protein retention in ER lumen; retrograde vesicle-mediated transport, Golgi to endoplasmic reticulum. The transcript has 4 exons. Lineage: Eukaryota; Viridiplantae; Streptophyta; Magnoliopsida; Fabales; Fabaceae.
AAUCACAACAAAAAUAUAAAAACGACACACGAUAAAAAAAAUGAAGCAAAAAAAAUAGAAGAGAAAAAAACGCACACACAAAUAUUCGCAUCUCCUUGUAGAUCUAUCGUAUCAACUGCUUAGUGCUAACCCUUCGCUUCUUCCACCUUCUUCCGUCAGUUCAAUCCUCUUCCAUCUCCAGCUCCGAUCCGUCGUCGCAGAUUGUGAAUUGAAUGGAGGGAACUGGAGGCAGCAGUGCCUCUGCUACUGCUGCUGCUGGACCACCUGUGAACCAAUGGGUUCAGGAAUUUUCGAAGCUAUUUCAGCAUUAUUUGGAUAAAUCUACUCCGCACUCGACGUAUAGAUGGAUUGGAACUUUUGUCAUUGCUUCGAUAUAUGUUUUAAGGGUUUUUUAUAUUCAAGGAUUUUACAUUGUGUCUUAUGGAUUGGGAAUCUACAUGCUGAAUCUGUUGAUUGGGUUUCUGUCACCUUUGGUUGAUCCUGAACUUGAGCCUUCUGAGGGAGGACCUUUGCUACCAACUAAAGGAUCUGAUGAGUUCAAGCCGUUCAUUCGUCGGCUUCCUGAGUUUAAGUUCUGGUAUUCUUUCACAAAGGCUUUCUGCAUAGCAUUCUUGAUGACUUUCUUUUCUGUAUUUGAUGUUCCUGUCUUCUGGCCAAUAUUACUCUGUUACUGGGUUGUUCUGUUUGUCCUGACAAUGAGGCGCCAAAUCGCACACAUGAUCAAAUACAGAUAUAUUCCAUUCAGUUUGGGAAAACAGAAGUACGGUGGCAAAAAAUCUUAUGGAAGUAGCAGCGGUGGCUCUCGUGCAGACUGAAGUUCUACUGUGUCAUGAUUUGAAGAACACAGAUCUCAAAGUUAGGUUUUGUGGGCAUUCGGGGUACUUGUUUUUUCCCCUGUUAUUUGAAGGAAUUUGUAGUCAGAGUAUUAAGGAUGCCAAUAUGCAGUUACAGAAAAUAUUCGCUUUAUGGUUUUAUGAUACCAGAAGACAUGCUAAUACUGGUAGUAAACUUCAUUGUUGAUAUACGUCAGUAUUUGAUUCAGUUUUAGAUUUAUUGCAGUUCUAGUAUUGUACUAUCAUGAUCUUAGGACAAACUUCACAAAGAACCUUGAUUUUUUUCCUGUUCAGGAUAUGCCUAUGCCUUUGAACUUUGAA